This is a messenger RNA of Glycine soja, 1567 nucleotides long. RefSeq names its product 1-acyl-sn-glycerol-3-phosphate acyltransferase 2-like. Gene Ontology annotation, molecular function: 1-acylglycerol-3-phosphate O-acyltransferase activity. The record is from RefSeq and is a predicted model, not a curated record. Bases 185 to 1318 code for a protein of 377 amino acids. NCBI's taxonomy places the organism in Eukaryota, Viridiplantae, Streptophyta, Magnoliopsida, Fabales, Fabaceae. The transcript is spliced from 11 exons. Gene Ontology annotation, cellular component: endomembrane system.
GGAAAAAGAAAAAGAGAAGCAGUGCAGAGGUGUAAUAAAUUGGUGGCAAGUGGCAACCGGAAAGCCAGAGUGUGUGGUUCCGUUUGCUGACCUGACCUCGGAAAUCCAAAGAGGGAAACUCACGGUGUUUCGUUGCGUUGUGCUCUGCUCUGCUCCUUUGGGCCUGGGCUGGGCUGGGCUGGGCAUGGCUAUUGCAGCAGCGGCCGUGGUGGUACCAUUGGGCCUGCUCUUCUUCGCCUCCGGCCUCCUUGUUAAUCUCAUUCAGGCAAUAUGCUAUGUCGUCGUAAGGCCGGUGUCGAAAAGUUUGUACAGAAGGAUCAACCGGGUAGUAGCAGAGCUCUUGUGGCUGGAGCUUGUAUGGCUUAUUGAUUGGUGGGCAGGAGUUAAGGUCCAAAUAUUCACAGAUCAUGAAACCUUUCGUUUAAUGGGUAAAGAGCAUGCACUUGUGAUAAGCAAUCACAGAAGUGAUAUUGAUUGGCUUGUUGGAUGGGUUUCAGCUCAGCGUUCAGGUUGUCUUGGCAGCACUCUAGCUGUGAUGAAGAAAUCUUCAAAGUUUCUGCCGGUCAUUGGCUGGUCAAUGUGGUUUUCUGAGUAUCUUUUUCUGGAGAGAAGUUGGGCCAAGGAUGAAAGCACAUUAAAGUCAGGCAUCCAGCGACUGAGUGAUUUCCCUCUUCCCUUUUGGCUAGCUCUCUUUGUAGAAGGAACGCGUUUUACACAGGCCAAACUAUUAGCUGCUCAGGAAUAUGCCACUUCCACUGGAUUGCCUGUUCCUAGAAAUGUUUUGAUUCCAAGAACUAAGGGUUUUGUUUCUGCAGUAAGUCAUAUGCGCUCAUUUGUUCCUGCCAUUUAUGAUGUAACAGUAGCCAUCCCUAAGAGUUCCCCUGCUCCUACAAUGCUAAGACUCUUCAAGGGACAACCUUCAGUGGUGCAUGUUCAUAUCAAGAGGCAUUUGAUGAAGGAACUGCCAGAUACAGAUGAGGCUGUUGCUCAAUGGUGUCGAGAUAUAUUUGUGGCCAAGGAUGCUUUGUUAGACAAACAUAUGGCUGAGGGUACUUUUAGUGAUCAAGAGCUGCAGGAUACUGGUCGACCAAUAAAGUCUCUUCUGGUAGUUAUAUCUUGGGCGUGUCUGGUUGUUGCGGGGUCUGUAAAGUUCCUGCAAUGGUCUUCGUUACUCUCUUCCUGGAAGGGUGUUGCAUUUUCAGCUUUUGGUUUGGCAGUUGUUACUGCACUUAUGCAAAUUCUGAUUCAAUUCUCACAGUCAGAGCGUUCAAACCCGGCCAAGAUCGUGCCUGCAAAGUCAAAAAACAAGGGGUCUUGAUUUAUUUGGCGAACUUAAAGUUGCAUUUAUGUGUGAUGAGUGACUCAUGUAAUACUCAUUAUUUUGCUUUCAACAUCUUAUCAUAGUAUGCUUCUAUUCUAUAUAUGUACUAUUAUGAAUGCUUAUCGAUUCAUUGUUUUUAAUUUAAUUAGGAUAUCCUUUUGUAUUGACAGUCUAGGGGAUGGCCUAGAAAAAUUCAACCACCUAUUUUAUUUUACUCUUGGCCAUUCAUGCCCUUGAGGUUUAUUA